AUGAUGGAGAAGCUUUCUGCGAAGCAUGGGAGAGAUACAAGGAGUACCGAAGAGAGUGUCCUCAUCACGGAUACUCUGACGAGCAGAAUCCUGAGCAUCUUCUAUGAUGGAGUCAACUGGGACUACAUGAACGCUUUGAACGCAGCCAGCAAUGGCGAUUUCAUGACUAAGUCCAAAGAAGGUGCAUUCGAGCUGAUCGAGAAUCUUGCAGCGAGCUCUAGCAACAAGAACGCUGAGUACGACAGAACAGCGCAGCAGAAGUCUGUUCAUUUUGUUGACGAAAAUGAUGAUACACCUAUCUCUCAAGAGUUUGGAGGAGAAGAGGAUGAAGAUGAUCAGAUGGAGGUCAACUAUGUGAAUGGGCAAGCCUUUUGUGCCGAACCGUGGUUUCAACUCGAACUACAGAAACCAUCCGAACAUGUCCUACAGGAGCACCAACGUCGAGAACCCUCAGGAUCAGGUCUAUCCGCCUCGAUCGAACCAGAACCAGCAGAGUUAUCAGAAGAGCUACCUAACAGCUUCCAGGAGAAGACCUUUGCCCCAAACCAGAACCGUUCUCAAGGUGGUAACCAACAGAAGGCGCAGUUCAGCAACAGCAACAACCUUCAAGUUCAUCGAACAACUCGAACGAUGAGCUUAAGGGUAUGA
Molecule: messenger RNA, 648 nt
Organism: Microthlaspi erraticum
Lineage: Eukaryota; Viridiplantae; Streptophyta; Magnoliopsida; Brassicales; Brassicaceae
Source: the annotation of a GenBank genome assembly